Lytechinus pictus (painted urchin) is the source of this 4517-nucleotide messenger RNA. Its product is annotated as acetylcholinesterase collagenic tail peptide-like. Lineage: Eukaryota; Metazoa; Echinodermata; Echinoidea; Temnopleuroida; Toxopneustidae. Bases 15 to 1625 code for a protein of 536 amino acids. The transcript is spliced from 14 exons. Gene Ontology annotation, biological process: extracellular matrix organization. Gene Ontology annotation, molecular function: protein binding; extracellular matrix structural constituent conferring tensile strength. The record is from RefSeq and is a predicted model, not a curated record.
UCAAUGUCUGGGCGAUGGAAGGAAGGGCGAGAAUUCUGCUUCAAGUCUUAUCUAUAGCUGUGUUCUGUAUAUCGAUCAGCCGAUCUCAAAUAGAAAAUACUUCAUCGCCAGCUCAGUGCCACUUCGAAGGGAAAGAUUAUCAAGAGGGAGCUAGAUACAAAUCACAGGUCGAUCCUUGUAUCAGAUGUAGAUGUAAGGAUGGAGAAUCUGAAUGUUCUUUAAAGGCUAGGAGUGCAUGUAAACCGGUGACAUGUGAGAAUCCCAUUAUCAGCCCAGGAAAAUGCUGCCCAAGAUGUCCAGGACCAAACUCAAGGCACAAAGCAAAUCCAACUCCUCCACCGACACCAGGGGAAGGAGAAGGAAUGACCACUGUAUCUUCUUCUGGCUCUAGCAUCUUGAUAAUGAGAUUACCACCACCACCAAUUAUACCACCUCCUCCCCCUUCCGGAGUCCUUGGUUUUGAUUUUCAUAACGACACAUUCAUUCCAACAACCAUGAUGCCUCCAGCCCCACCAUCACCACCACCGCCACCUCCACCGACAGAUCCAGAUACGACGACGACUACCAUGCCGACUACCACGGAUGAUGGCGUGUGUACCAUGUCAUGCGUGGGUAUGCAGGGAGAACCUGGCCCGCCCGGAAGGAGAGGGAGAAAAGGAGAUACAGGCGAUAUAGGACCAAAGGGUGAACCAGGGGAACGAGGACUAGAUGGGACAGACGGCAUGCCCGGUGCACAGGGACCACAAGGACCAGAGGGUCCAAUAGGAUUACCAGGUGUGGUCGGAAUGCAAGGACCAAGAGGACCAAAAGGAGCAAUAGGAAGUCCAGGCAGAAGGGGACGUACUGGAUCCGAUGGUGAGCCAGGGCCACAGGGACCGAAGGGAAUGAUGGGUAUUCAGGGACCACAGGGACCUCGGGGUCCGCCAGGAAUAGGUCAGAAUGGCGAACCUGGUACCGUAGGUCCCCGCGGCCCACCAGGAAUACAAGGAAGUGUCGGAAAGCGUGGCUUGACUGGACCCCCUGGACCACCCGGUCCAAAAGGAGACCAGGGAGAUUUUGUUACUCAGGGGCGCAUCUUGAUUGUGCCUGAUGAGAACGCAAUGAACAGCAUCAGCGAAGAAGCGGCCCUCGCCUACCGCCUGGACGACAGGAAGCUCUACUUCCGGGAUAACACCAACUGGAACUGUCUGAUGGCAUCCUCCGAUCUUCUGCAGGAAGUAAAGACAAUGCGUGGACCUCCAGGCCGUCAGGGGAUGCCAGGGCCCCAAGGACCCAGAGGAGAGAAGGGUGAAAAGGGCGACUCUGGCUCUGACACUGAUAUCUUGAUCCCGGGACAGGAGGUUGAAUGCGGCAACGGAAUCAUGGAACCGGGUGAACAAUGUGAUGACGGGAAUGAAGACAUCCACGAUGGCUGCAUUGAUUGUAGACGAUCCUACUGUGGUGAUGGCUAUCGUCAACGCGGUGUUGAAGCGUGUGAUGGAACCGACUUUGAUGGAAAAACAUGUCAAUACUUCUUCCCAAAAUACGACACGAUUGGCUCUCUGCGAUGUACAAACAGAUGUCAGAUUGAUACGGGUGGAUGCAAGGUAGUGAGAAGAAAGAGAAGAAACUUACAGACGCCGUGAUCACAUAGACCACCACGAUGGACGUUCUUCACAUUCUUCAUCACUUCAUGCCCUCAAAUCCACUGAAAAGGAGCCAGUGAAACAAGGCCAAAACUGAUGCUGAAAGUACUGCCAAGUUUAAUUAACUACCAUUAUUAAACAACUAUUAAAUUAUCUUUCUGGUUUUACCACCACCUCAGAAAUAGAAUAUUUCAAAAACAAACAGCUCUAGUAAACAAUAUAAAAUUCAAAAUGAAACAGACUGAAAUCAAUGAAUUUUAUAUAUACAUUCUGUUAAUCACAUAUUGCACUAAAAACUUGAAACAUAUCUUUGAGAACAGGAUGUUACAAUUGGACAUAAAUCAGCAUUGUCAUAUUUAGGAGUCUCUAAAGAGAUUGGGCAGAUUUCGAAUCAUGGCUUCUAUUAAAGGACAAAUGAUUUUCUAGGAAAGCAACUGAGGAUGGAAAUAAGUACAAAACUCAGUCACUUGCUUAAGAUUAUGUCUUUGUUAAGAAAUGUUCAUAUUGACUCCUAUGUGCCUUGCGUUGCCUUUGGCAUGGGGAUGACUUCCAUUUAAGUAGACCUAGCAAAAGAUGGAGUCAGGACUGGUGUGAUUUAAAUUCUGGCAAGAAAGAGAUUUUUUUCUUUCAUGGGAUAUGAAAAUGAAAUAUGGCAAAUUAGUCAAAAACAAGGAUUUGCCAUAGUUGAAUGCAAAUACCCCCCUCCCAUUAUUAUAUACAUAGAUGGAGAAAGAGAAGAAUGUAGGUGAGGUAGUUUUUUCAAGAGUGCUUAUUCUUUUUGCUGACCAGCAUUAAUUUGAUACACCUGCUUUAUAUCAAAGAGAAUCCAAGGUAGGUAGAACACAAUCUGUUUGCAAUGAGAAGGAAUUUAAGUUCACCCUGAUUUGAAGUUUGGUUUACUGGAAGCUUUUCUUGUGGAAAUUUAUUUAAAAAAAAAGACUUUGUUUAUAUUUUUGGACAUCAGUCAGUUCUCCCAUGUCAUGUAAUAUCAAUUUUGAGAGGAUUGUAUUCUUAAUUCAGACAAGCAUGUAUACAAAUUUUAACUUUCCUAGAUUUACACAAUAGGCCAUCUAUGGAGUUUAUAUCACAUGACGUACAUGUAACGUCACAAAAUAAAAUACUUUUAGAACCUUCAUUUAUAUGAAACCAACUAGGUGAACUACCUCUUUAAACACAGAAUAAAAUUAUUUAUAUGCAUCCUUCCCAUUUCAAACAGACCUAUUCAUUUGUUGUUAGUUAGUACUUGUAGAGCAUAGACUUGUUGACCCCAAAAUGGGCUAGCAAUACCCUUAGUUAUCAGUUUACUGAAGUAUUUCCUCUUUAAUUUAUGCAGCUGCAUUAAAAUGAUUUUUACAAUACCACGAUUCUCCUUUCCAUACGAAAUUUAUUUCCGAAUAUUUUUAAACAAUAUUUCUGUAGAAAUUAAUUUUUUUUGUCUAAAGAUAAUCUGGAAUCAACUGCUGUUCCAUGUAAUAUUUGUAUAUAUAUUUCUGGAUGUUGAUAAUCGCUUUUAAAGAGUAUUUCAGUAUAUCGAGUUAAACAACAUAUCCUAAUGCUUGUACCAUAUUCUGUGAACUGAUGCUGGGGUUGUGGCACUUCCGACUUUUACAGUUCACAAGAUUAAUUACAAUUGUGAAAAUGUUCUCUUAUGCAACCCCCUCCUUUUAUAUGCCAUUAAAUGUCUUAUUAUUCAUUAGAUAGUGUAAAUACUAACUGUACCUAAUUAUUUAAAAAAUUGCAUAGCUCAUAAUUGAACAACAAAAAUAGAGAGUAAGAUGAUGUUACUCUUUGCUCAUCUAGGCAGAGUCCUACGAAUCAUGCCACACUUCCGUCCUGUCCAUUUCCUUUAAACAAUUGAGUAGGAACAAUAUGCCCUCCUUAAAGGGAUGGUCCAGGCUGGAAAUGUCUAUAUCUCAAUAAAUAAGAGUAAAAGCAAAAUGCUGAAAAUUUGAUCAAAAUCGGAUAACAAAUAACAAAGUUAUAGACUUUUAAAGAUUUGCAUUAUUCCGGUGAAACAGUUCUAGGCAUGUUCUUAUGAAUAUUUAUUAGGUGGGCUGAUGAUGUCAUAUCCCCACUUGUUCUUUAUUGUAGGAAAUUAGGUUUAUUCAAAAAACUAAAACAAUUGGAUUGACAACUGAUAAGUGCAUUAGUUAUUUAUUGCCGCAACUUAUUUCAUAAUAAUGGAGACACAUCAUUUACACAUGUAUAAUUUCAUGUAAUAAAGGGAAAGUGGAGAUGUGUCAUCAUCAGCCCACCUAAUAAAUAUUAUCCGAUUUUGAUGAAAUUUUCAGCAUUUUGCUCUGUGAAUUUUACUCUAUUUAUUUAGAAAUCUUUUCAGCCCGGAUCAUCCCUUUAACACUACUGAUAGCAAAAAUUAAAGGAAUUCCUUUUUACAAAGGACUAUAACCUUGUUUGUGGAUGAGGGGCUGGAGUCGGAAGACUUGAUGCAAGAAGAACAUGCUCCUAAUCUCUGAUGCACAGUUGUCUCCAUGAGAAACAGAUCACCUCCUAUCUGUAUGGAAAAUAAUAUGAUGAAAGAUAUUAAAUCAUAUUCUCUUGACUCCCUCAUAAGAAUCUGUAUCUCUCUUAUUCCAAAAAAAAAAUAAAAUGGAAAUUUCAGUGAACAUUUGCAUUUUUCAAAGUAAAUUGUUACUGAUAUAUGCUUCAAUGUUUUAAUAUUGUAAAUGUAUGUACUCCAGUUUUGCACUUUUAUAUACCACACCAUUAUGAAAUUGUACAUACUUAUGGGUUGUGUAUAUUACUUGUGACAUAGCUUUAUACCUCAAUAUUUAUGUGUUAUAUAUAUUCACCACUAGAAGUAUUGUUUUAUUUGUACAGUAAUUGGAUAAAAAUGCAAUAAAAUUGUGAUGUAGAUGGAUAUAUAUAACUAAA